CAAAUCAGACUUGAAGCAUCAUCCAGCCAUGACCCAUCCAACCGAGGGGGCGGGCGUGUUACGGUAGCUUAACCUUAUUGGUUGUAUGUCUUGUUAUGAAGUUUCACAGUGUGUGAUACCUUCACCGCCACACAACCAGGCCUCUCAUCAUUGUGAAAGUUUCGUAGUAAUUGAAAGAAUGGUCCAACGAUCGUGGAUGAAUCCCUAAUCAUAUCUCUCAGGUUCUUUCAGUUCAGGCACGUUUGUUGUUAAGAAAUGGACCAGGACCGAAUAUCGAAUCUGCCGAAAACCAUCCUUCAUGACAUUCUGUCAAGGCUGUCACAGAAAGAUGCUGUUCUGACCAGUGUUUUGUCCAAGGCUUGGAGAGAAACAUGGUCUACAUUUCCCAUCUUGUCUUUUUCUGAUGCUAAAAUUUUACUACCGUUUUCCCAGCCAAUGGAAGAUUUUGCGAGGUUAAGAAAGAACUUCCUUGAUCCUACAAAUGUAGGGACGCUUCCCCAGCCAGUGGAAGAUUUUUUUAGGAGAAUAAAGAACUUCCUUGACUAUGUGGGGAAAACAUUGCUAAGGUUCCAUGACCAAGGCUUAGCAAUCAAAGAAUUUAAGCUCUCUGUGAAUUAUUUUGACCUUAAGUGCAUGUCCCGGGAUGUUGAUCUUUGGAUGAAGUUGGCUAGUGAAAUUGGUGUUGAGGUACUAGAGCUUUGUCUGCCUUAUGGCUAUGAACAAUGCUAUAUCUUGCCAAAGUGUGUCCUUGAAGCCAAAACACUAAAUAAGUUAGUGUUGAUGGGGCGAAUCAGAGUUGAUCAGGCACUCCUGAAUCAUUCAACCAAGUUCUUCUCAUUGCGGGUAUUAUCAUUGCAGAGUGUCUCUUUGGGAGAUGAACAGGCAAUUGAGAAUCUCAUUUCUCGUUGUCCUUUAAUUGAAUAUAUCACUUUGAAGUUCUGUUCUGUAUCUCGGACGAAAUCUUUAAGCAUGUUUGGUCUACCAAAGCUCAAGAGACUUGACGUUCAAGGAAUACAGGAGGUUUAUGUUGAUGCUCCAAGUCUUGAGAAUUUCUGUUAUUGUCCUGCUGAUUUUGAUGCACCUUUUAAGAUGAAUUUUGAUAGGUGCAGAAAUUUGAGAGAGUUAUGCUUAUGGUCUUUGAAGAAUACUAUUAUCACAGAUGAGUGGUUUGUUGAACUGUUUCAUAAAUUCCCUUUCCUGGAGAGUUUGAAAUUUGUCCAUUGCACAAUGUCUGGGAGGAUUAAUAUCUCAAGUGUUCAACUCAAGGUCUUGGAGUUAUCAAAUUGCUCUAACUUGAAGGAGGUCAACAUUGAUGCUCCAAAUUUAUUAACGUGUGGAUAUUGUGGUGAUGGUGCCGCAAAACCUUUUAUAUCUUUUCUGAACAGUUCUAGUCAACUGCAAGUCAAUGUUCUGUUCCACAUUGAUUAUCCAGAUCUUUCUAACUUAAGGGAAUUUAUCCAAAAUUUUAAACCUCAAAAUGUUUUGGCAUCACUAUCCCUUUUUAUCCAUCAGCCAAUUAUAGAUGAAUUGAACCCAGAUGUUUUGCAAGUUUCAUCCCCUCCUCCAAGCAUCAAACACUUGAACCUUCGUGCUGUUCCAAAAAAAGAAACUACGUAUUUGGCUCUUGUCAAUAGCUUGCUUUCAAGUUGCUGCCCUGCAACUAUUUCAUUGAGCUUGCGUUCUUUUUUCUGCAGUAGAGCAUUCAUUGAGUUUUUCUAUAAGACGCUAAUGGGCAGAAAAGAGGACAACUGCUUUUGCAGUUCUGGUCAUACUAAGUGUUGGUGGCAUGGCUUGAAGGAUGUGAAAGUCACAAGCUCUAUCAAGACAGAUGAGAAUGUUGAUUUUAAGACCAUGUUAGAUGCAUUUCCAACUUCUGCAGCUCAGGAAAAUAUUAGCUUUAGGUUAGAAUUGUAAUAUUGUUAUCAACUGUUAGACGCCCUAAAUUAUAAGUUUGAUGUUGCUACGUAAUAAGAUGUGCAUCCUUCUUGUUCUAAUUUGGGGGGCCAACCAAAGCUCUUGGAUGAGAGACAAGAAACUUGAAAAAUAAAUGUUCUCCUUUUGGGGUUGGACUUACUGCUAUAAAUGUUCCUGGCUGUUUAAUGAUAUGAUU
Gastrolobium bilobum is the source of this 2110-nucleotide messenger RNA. Its product is annotated as F-box/FBD/LRR-repeat protein At1g51370-like. The record is from RefSeq and is a predicted model, not a curated record. The transcript has 4 exons. Bases 256 to 1914 code for a protein of 552 amino acids. Gene Ontology annotation, molecular function: protein binding. NCBI's taxonomy places the organism in Eukaryota, Viridiplantae, Streptophyta, Magnoliopsida, Fabales, Fabaceae.